UGUAAAUCGAACAUUCCAGUUUCCUGGCGCCUGUCUCGACCUUCGCACUCGGCCAUGAUCUCGGAUUCGACGUUCUGGUGACAGGCUAUCUUGAUUGUCAUUGGCGAGGGUUUCAAUGUCGACCACUUGGCAGCGAUGAGGAAAGCCAGCAUGUCAUGGCUCUGGAGGAGCGAUGCAAACUCUCCUGCUUCCUUUGAGAAAGCUCUCUCCAAGCUGUCCGCCCAGAUUGCCGAUGCGAAUCUUGCCCUUGACACUACGAGAUCUCGAGCCCGGCGAGCGAAGGCACUAUGGACACUUUAUACAACAUUAACCUACCUCCUGUAUACACUUGUCGUGGUUCUUGUGCUCGGGCCCGACGCUUGGUUCUGGUAUCAUUACGCGGGCUUAGUCGGAGCACCGGCCAUUAUUUAUGCAGUGCGCAAACUGCUGACUGCGUUCUUUGACUGGAGGGUGAAUCGGCAACAAUCAUACCUGGAUCAUCUACAGAAACAGCGCGAGUCCAAGAUUGCGGAUUUGAAGAAGGCUACAAAGUACGACAGCACACAGGAGCUGCUGCAGAAAUAUGGAGGCGCACCACCAGCAAAAACACCAUCAAAACAACCACAACAAGGCCCGAAACGAAAGGUCAAUCGGCGUCCAGAGCAAGCCCAACAAAGGACUGGAAUAGCACCACCCCCGACGGCAAAUAUACCUGGACGAAAUGUCCAACCGCCUUCCGAGAUACCACCGCAAAGUGGACCUCAUUUUGCUUCUCCGGCGCAUGGCGAGAUGCCACCAGCUGCUCAAACGCUCAGCAGCCCUGUAGAUAUGAGUCCCGACGUUCCUGGUUUUGCUCCUAACGCUUUUGCAAACCCUCCGCCUCCAACCAGUGCAUAUGAAAACACGCACCACUGGUAUGAUCGCAUACUCGACGUGAUGCUAGGGGAAGACGAGACAGCAGCUAAGAAUAGGCUGGUUCUACUGUGCUCAAAUUGUCGCCUUGUCAAUGGUCAAGCCCCUGCGGGUGUCAAGACGCUCGAAGAACUCGGUCGAUGGAGAUGCAGUGCCUGUGGGAGUUGGAAUGGUGUGGAGAGUGAAGGUGCAAAGGUAGUCAAAGAGAUUACAGCUACAUCGAAUCUGCAUGAUGGUGAGGACUGGGAGAGGGUGCCAGGCAUGCCCGAUGCUCAGGAAGUAUCUGAGGAAGAUCAGCACGAAGAGUCGAAGACUGAUCAUGAAGCAGUCGAUGGUGCCCAGGGAGCUACAGGUCGCGAUGCCGCCGAUGACAGUGGUAUCUCCAAGCGAGUGACCCGAAGUGUGGGCAAAAAGGCUUCCUUUGACUCACUUGAAUGAGAGCAGUUCAUGUCCGUAGCCAGUUAUUGAUUCCUCAUAUGUUUGAAAUUACCACAUGAUAGUCAUCGAAUUAUCACAGCCUUGCGCAAAGUAAAAACAA
Molecule: messenger RNA, 1429 nt
Organism: Exophiala oligosperma
Lineage: Eukaryota; Fungi; Ascomycota; Eurotiomycetes; Chaetothyriales; Herpotrichiellaceae
Exons: 2
Coding region: 136-1329 (397 amino acids)
Biological process (GO): endoplasmic reticulum tubular network organization
Cellular component (GO): endoplasmic reticulum tubular network
Source: RefSeq, a predicted model, not a curated record